This is a messenger RNA of Hippoglossus stenolepis (Pacific halibut), 3395 nucleotides long. RefSeq names its product neurturin. The record is from RefSeq and is a predicted model, not a curated record. The transcript is spliced from 3 exons. Lineage: Eukaryota; Metazoa; Chordata; Actinopteri; Pleuronectiformes; Pleuronectidae. The coding region runs from base 1684 to 2385 and encodes 233 amino acids. Gene Ontology annotation, molecular function: growth factor activity; glial cell-derived neurotrophic factor receptor binding; receptor tyrosine kinase binding.
ACUAUGGGCAUUUUACUGAAGUGAUGAUCCCCCUCUCACUAAGCCCAUAUCAUACGUAGAGAUUAUACUGUAUCUCGCGGAGCCCCGAGAGGCCAGAUCGAGGUUAAGCCUAAAGUCAAUUGAGCUGCUCAACUUUCAUAACCUGCCAAAGCUGGUCAUAACUGCAGGAAACUGAGGGGAUAAGCUGCACUCGUGCACCACUCCUCAUUGUGCAGCACUCAUUUUGCAAGAUUCUCACUCAAAUAGUCACUGCACACACAUGAAAAUGAAGAUCUGUUUUUGCACCGAGUAAACCACAGACAUUUAAAGAUGUAAAACGUCGUCAUACUUCAGAUGUCUGUACUUGCUGGUGCUUGCUGGCGUGGGUCAUACUUGGAAACGGCAUUCAACGUGUGCCAGAUCGCCGUCAACCUUUUGUAGCUGCAACAUCAACAUGUUUAACAUGGGUUUAGAGCCGGGGCUGUUGUGUUAAAAGAGGAUCUGGCACGGACAGAUUAGCAGCCAGAAUAGCAGCUCACACCGACUCGUCCUCACAAGGCAGCAGAGACGGCAUCAAUCUUUUCUACACCGGCUCGCGUGAAACAAAACGAUGAAGUGAGGUGACGUCUCCCUGCAGAGCCUCAUUGUCCGUCAGGAGAAGCUAUUUAAAUGCUCAGUACCUCGGCUCCACCCGACCUGUAAUAGCAAAGGGCAGACAAAUUGGGACAGGUGUCAAAGCGUGCAAUCCAUCUCGCCGUCACACCUCGUCGAACGCCACCCUGAGGGCAACAGCUUUGAGUUGUGCGUUUUCGUGUUAGGCUGUUGGGUCACUGGAUUAAUCUGUAUAAAUCCUCUGGACACAAUAAUAGGCCCUCCAAAAUAAAAUGGGAUCUUUUGAAGCCUCACACCUACGCACGCUGAUAAGAUGCAGGAAUCGUGUUUAGAAUUUGUAGAAUGUUUCUGGCCUGACCCGCACAUGUCCCCCCCCCCUCCUUUUCUUUUCUUUUCAAUAAUGAACAGCAGCUUUCUCACUAACAAGGAACCGGCUUGUUUUAAUUAUCCUAUGGUUACUGAGUGACAGAGCCGCAGCCAACUGAAGUGGAUGCCCAGUAAAAAAAUUACAGCACUUUCUAACCUAUAAGCCUUUUCCAGUUGCAUUAGAACCCAGGCUGGAUUUAGAACCGCCAAUCCUGGCUCAGAACAUCCACUUUAUUUAACGGCCCUGUUGCAGCCCACCCUGGUGCCACCACAACAGCCCUCGCCCGCAGAGCAUGUCGCUUUCUCCCGUCUUCAUUAUUGUCCCCGCUCUCCCAGCGAGAGCAGGGAGAGCGGUUUUCAGACGGACAAAAUGAGAAGUGCUCUUCUGCAUGCUGGCCUAACCCCUGAGUUUGAGGUGUCUGGUGGAUUAACGCGCACACACACACACACACACACACACACGACGAGGGCCUGGGCUCCACCACCAACGCUGCAGCCAGGUGUUAACCCACGUGACUGCAGAUAAAGCCGGCAGGCAUUAGUGCUAAUCCCGCCCUGAUCUUUGGAAUAUGUCCCUAUUACCUCCCCAAGCACUCUCUAGCUGUCCCCAGGCCUCCUGAUGCUCACUUAAGAGGGAAAAGACGAGACAAGGGCCUCUCUAGGACUCACUAAAGCACCUUGUUUCCUUACAACAACACAAGUUUCAAUGCUCCUCCGUGUUCUAAGAUGAAGUUAUGGAAAGGUGCUACUUUUGCCUUCAUGCUCUGUGGCGCAGCCCUGUCCAUCCUCCUCAUUAGAAACAUGGCCGCCGUCGGACAGUUCAGACCCAAGACAAAGUAUCCACACACAUCUUCAUCCUCCUCGAGAGCGUCUUCAUCGCCAGGAUCGACGCCCAGAACCUCGCUGCCACCAGCGGUGUUGUCCCGGCAGAUGGGUGGUUCUCAUCGGAGAACCCGCUCGGCGGACAACGUGAACUCUCUCCUCACUGAUUUUACCAUGAUGUUCCAGAGCUUCACGGAAGGCGAGCUCCAGCAUGUGGUCGGCACCUUGCUCGACAGGAAGAGAAGGAAGAGCCGGCGUCAGGGCGACAAUCAGGCCCGAAGGACUAAAAGAGCGCGGCGGCCGAAGCCCUGCUCUCUGAGGGAGCUGGAGAUGACCGUGAGCGAACUGGGUCUCGGCUACGACAGCGACGAGACGGUGCUGCUGCGCUACUGCAGCGGCAAGUGCCUGGCCCACCGGCACAACUACGACAUUACCAUGGAGCACAUGAUGCGGACGGGCUUCAGGAAGAAGGGCCGCAAGGACAAGGUCGGCAACGGGCCCUGCUGCCGGCCGACGGCGUUCGAAAACGACUUUUCCUUCCUGGACAACAACAGCCGCUACCACACGAUACAGAAUGUGUCGGCGAAGAACUGUGGGUGCGUAUGACCCCAGAGAAACGGACGUAUUAUUUCUUCAUGCUGCUCUCGGCCUCAGGUGGAUGAGUUAAACAGGGAUGCUGUUAAAAGACAAACGCAGAAAUCUUUGGAAUAUAAACUCAAGGAGAGGAGGAAACGAAGGGAAUAUGUAUUUGGCUGCUGCACGGCGGCCAUGCCAGACAGACAGACUUUUUGGUGUCUGUCACCACAACUCGGGACAGAAUCACACGAAAGACAUUUCUGUGGAUUCCAUGUAAAAAAACAAACAAGACAGAACACGACUGUUCUUCAAAGUUUUUUAUCAUCUUUUCUAUCUGUGUAGUAACACUGUAAACUGUGGUCUAACAAUAACGUAGCAACAUUAUUUGUGAUAUUGCAUCCGAGUGAUGGAACAUGGGACAGAGUCAUGAAGACGAUGAGCCGCGGUGAAACUCGAUAAAUGCUGUUACUGCAUUUCAGAUCCACGAGACAGUGAAUCAACUUUCAGGCAAAAUAAAGGGCUCAAAUGUCAACAGACAAACAAACAAACAAACAAACAGAAGUACAUUGAAUGCACCAAGGUUUUCUUUAAGUUCUGUGCGGGACAGUUUGCGCCAUUGACCUAAUUAUAGCUUCUCGUGAUAAGCUAUAUUGACACAGGGCACGACUGUGUUUGUUUGCAUCACUGUUACUGAUUGCAGUGUUAUUACACAGGUAUAAGAAGAAGUGUUAUUGAUGAUGAAAGAAAAUACUUUUUUCUAUAGCUCAAGGUUUGAUACCCACUCUUAAUAAAUGUUUUGUAUAUCGAUGUUGUGUAGAUUAACAGCGAGGACCUGCGUCACAACACACACGUGAACAAUAUGAACAUUGCUACCAUUUGCUCUUCAUAGUAAAUCACAAGUCUUUUUUUUUUUUUUUAAAUAACCCAGUAUUACAAUUACCCAUAAUCCCCUGGAAUUGCCAAAACACACCAAGUCAAUUCAACGAGCAUAAUUCAUUCACAAACUUAUAUCACAGACUGUUUAGAAAGAUGGACGACGA